CAGCGUUCGAAACGCGUCGCUGUCUGUCUGCCUCUGCCGCAACGACCUCUUCGCCGCGCUCUCGACAUCGCUCGAACGUCCGUCGAAUCGUCGUGUCUUCGCUUUCCAACCGCGGGAGAGGUCUCACUCGCCGUCGUAGUCGUCGCCUUCUCUUCGAAUCCGGACGUUAAACAAAGCGCAGUCGGAUGCACCUCGUUGGAUGCUGCCGGCGGCGCGCCUGGACGACCUGGAAGGUCCCCGUGCUCGCGGCGGUACCGUGAACGGGUGCUGCUGCACCAGGUAGCACCGGUGACCGCGAUGGACGCGCGCGUGGUCGUCGGUGGCUCGACCGCGGAAGACACCCCGACGGUGGUCGCCGCGGCGACGGCGGCGCGAGGGGUCGGCACGCCGUCGCCGGUGCCCUCGGCGCCGAGCAACUCCGUGAGCGCAACGACCGGUAACGGCGCCGGCGGAGCAGCCGCGACCCUCGCGUCCGCAGCCUGUGUCCCGCAGAACCCUUCGUCCGUCGUCGUGGUGGCCAGCCCGUCCAGCAACCAUCAGCAGCAGGCCGGCGUGGUCCCCGCUGUGCCCAGGAUACUCAGCAGGAACGUCAACGGCACGCUGGUGCAGACGUCCGUGCCGCAGAACGAGGCCGAGCUGCAGCUCUACAGGGUGAUGCAGCGCGCCUCGCUGCUAGGAUACUACGACACGCUUCUUGAAAUGGGAGGCGACGACGUGCAACAAUUAUGCGACGCCGGUGAGGAGGAGUUCCUGGAGAUCAUGGCACUGGUCGGCAUGGCGAGCAAGCCGCUCCACGUCAGGAGGCUUCAGAAAGCUCUGCAGGAGUGGCUCACUAAUCCUUCGUUGUUCCAAACGCCGGUGGUGCCGACGAACACCACUGCCAAGAGCUCGGUCGCCGCAGUGGGUUUCACGUGUGCUAGUCCGCGGCCACAGAUGCAGAAUCUGCCGACGGGCUUCACCACGACCUCGCAGACGUCGUUGACGCCGUACGUGUCGACGCACGCCCAUGUGCCGCUCACGCCGUUGCCUUGCCGAAGCGCGAGCCCGGUCGUACCAGCGGCGGUCACCAGCGUAUCCGCCCCAGCGCCCUCGACGACUUUCCGUCAGAGCCCGAGCCCGAAUACACCUUUACCUUACGCCACCUCGCACAGCCCUAGCGUACUGCAGGUAACGAAGACAAGGCGACUAGAACUCGAUCGGGAGGAAACGUAUUAUCGAGAUUCAUCGUCGGUGGGAACGUGCGAGUCCUCGUGCGGCAGCGGCACGACACCGAGCCCGAGUGGCGGAGGCGGCGGCGGUGGCGGUGGCGCACCUGCGAGCCCGACACAACCGACGCCGACCCUUCUGCAGUCGCAGGUGCAGCGACUCGCUGAAGCCGCGGAGAGGCUCGUCGCUACCAUAAAGCCCCUCGAUCCCAAGCCGCACAAUGUAAAGAAAAAACUCUGCAAGAACCUGGAGAUGGUAAUGACGAUGUCCGACAGUGAUCCGCGCAAAAUGGACGAAAUCCGGAAGUACGCGGCGAUUUACGGCAGAUUCGAUUGCAAGAGAAAGCCGGAGAAACCUCUCACGUUGCACGAAGUGUCCGUGAACGAGGCGGCAGCGCAGAUUUGCAGAUUCGUGCCUGCUCUCCUCACCAGGAGGGACGAGCUAUUUCCGUUAGCGCGUCGUGUCGUUAGAGAUUCCGGCUAUCAUUACUCCAAGAAUCAAUACUUGUCGGUGUCGCGGACGCGCGAAAACGGCGAGGAGACCGACGGUGAGCGCUCGAAACACCGGAAGCUCGAGCUGGAGGGUGAGAGUGAGGACGCGACGCAGGAGGAGUUGGACCUCCGCUGUUCUGGCACGGACAUUAAUAAUUCUAUCACGAGAAGACACAGAUCGUCGAGUCCAGUCUGGAGGAAGAAGAGUAACAACGGCAUGUUUAGCGCCAGUGUGGAAGAAAUCAGCGACUCGGACAGCCAAUUCUCGUUCUCCAACGAGGAAUCUUCGUCUAUGCACGACACAAACGAGGCGGAGGCCGACAACACCGACAAGGAAGGUGAUUUCAAUCUGAAGGUAAUAGCCUCGCGUGGAGACAACAUAAUCGCCGUAGCGAAUCCCGCGCUAAUGGAAUGCAGUCAUCCUAUAAAGGAGGAGCCAGCGGACGAGAAACCCACACUGUGAUAUUAUUGCUUAGCGUUUACCGCCGCCAUUGACGUCACGUCGGCGUGAACCUGCGUCCUCAUCGUCGCCAUCGUUGUUAUCGCGAUGUCAUCGUCGUUUGGGCCAAACAUUCUUAUCUCAGCAUGGAGCACGAUAACACGUGCCGCAGCAACAAAGAAUAGGCGAAUAAGACUUAUUCACAUUAAGAUUAUUACAAAGUUUUGCAUUGUAUCUUGCUCUCGCUCAUGCAAGAAACUUGUGUCAAGAGACAAACAGAGAGAAAGAGAGAGAGAGAGAGAGAGGAGAGAGGAGAGAAAGAGAAAGAAAAAUGUAUGAGACGCUGUUAUCUAGUUCUAGCGAGAUACGGACGCACGAUAUUGUAUAGCGAGCAUUUCUAGGAAACGAUAGAAAAUAAAAAUACGUCGUUUAAAUCAAAAAAGAUCGUCGACUGAAGUACAUAUAGUAUUAUAAAAUGUAUAUCGUAAACUGGUGUAAAUACAAGAGUCUUUUUAUA
This is a messenger RNA of Odontomachus brunneus, 2653 nucleotides long. RefSeq names its product NGFI-A-binding protein homolog (gene nab). Bases 298 to 2160 code for a protein of 620 amino acids. The transcript has 12 exons. Gene Ontology annotation, cellular component: nucleus. Gene Ontology annotation, biological process: negative regulation of DNA-templated transcription. Gene Ontology annotation, molecular function: transcription factor binding; transcription coregulator activity. NCBI's taxonomy places the organism in Eukaryota, Metazoa, Arthropoda, Insecta, Hymenoptera, Formicidae. The record is from RefSeq and is a predicted model, not a curated record.